AGUGGCGGGCCGGGCGCUGGAGUCGGAAGCCUGUGCGCGGCAGCCGCCGCCGAGCCGGCCGGGGCGCACGGAGAGCGCGCGGGACUCGCUGCAGCGGCGGCCGGGUCGCGGCGCACCCGGGCCGGGACCGGAGCCGAGCCUAGCGCGGCGCCCGCGACCCGUCAGCCGCGGCUCCUGCUCCCUCGAUCCCGCGCGGGGAAAGGGCCGGCGGCUGUUGGCGUCGGCGGGGCGCGGAGGAACCGCGGCGGCGGCGGCGGCGGCCGCAUCCUUGCCGCCCGCCCCGGCCCAGCCGCGUCCCGGAGCCGUCGGGCAUGGAGCCGUGGAAGCAGUGCGCGCAGUGGCUCAUCCAUUGCAAGGUGCUGCCCACCAACCACCGGGUGACCUGGGACUCGGCUCAGGUGUUCGACCUUGCGCAGACCCUCCGCGAUGGAGUCCUGCUCUGCCAGCUGCUUAACAACCUCCGGGCGCACUCCAUCAACCUGAAGGAGAUCAACCUGAGGCCGCAGAUGUCCCAGUUUCUCUGUUUGAAGAACAUAAGGACAUUUCUCACGGCCUGUUGUGAGACGUUUGGAAUGAGGAAAAGUGAACUUUUCGAGGCAUUUGACUUGUUUGAUGUUCGUGACUUUGGAAAGGUUAUAGAAACAUUAUCACGACUUUCUCGAACACCUAUAGCAUUGGCCACAGGAAUCAGGCCCUUCCCAACAGAAGAAAGCAUUAAUGAUGAAGACAUCUACAAAGGCCUUCCUGAUUUAAUAGAUGAAACCCUUGUGGAAGAUGAAGAAGAUCUCUAUGACUGUGUUUAUGGGGAAGAUGAAGGUGGAGAAGUCUAUGAGGACUUAAUGAAGGCAGAGGAAGCACAUCAGCCCAAAUGUCCAGAAAAUGAUAUACGAAGUUGUUGUCUAGCAGAAAUUAAGCAGACAGAAGAAAAAUAUACAGAAACUUUGGAGUCAAUAGAAAAGUAUUUCAUGGCACCACUAAAAAGAUUUCUGACAGCAGCAGAAUUUGAUUCAGUAUUCAUCAACAUUCCUGAACUUGUAAAACUUCAUCGGAACCUAAUGCAAGAGAUUCAUGAUUCCAUUGUAAAUAAAAAUGACCAGAACUUGUACCAAGUUUUUAUUAACUACAAGGAAAGAUUGGUUAUUUACGGGCAGUACUGCAGUGGAGUGGAGUCAGCCAUCUCUAGUUUAGACUACAUUUCUAAGACAAAAGAAGAUGUCAAACUGAAAUUAGAGGAAUGUUCCAAAAGAGCAAAUAAUGGGAAAUUUACUCUUCGAGACUUGCUUGUGGUUCCUAUGCAACGUGUUUUAAAGUACCACCUUCUCCUCCAGGAACUGGUCAAACAUACCACUGAUCCGACUGAGAAGGCAAAUCUGAAACUGGCUCUUGAUGCCAUGAAGGACUUGGCACAAUAUGUGAAUGAAGUGAAAAGAGAUAAUGAGACCCUUCGUGAAAUUAAACAGUUUCAGCUAUCUAUAGAGAAUUUGAACCAACCAGUUUUGCUUUUUGGACGACCUCAGGGAGAUGGUGAAAUUCGAAUAACCACUCUAGACAAGCAUACCAAACAAGAAAGGCAUAUCUUCUUAUUUGAUUUGGCAGUGAUCGUAUGUAAGAGAAAAGGUGAUAACUAUGAAAUGAAGGAAAUAAUAGAUCUUCAGCAGUACAAGAUAGCCAAUAAUCCUACAACCGAUAAAGAAAACAAAAAGUGGUCUUAUGGCUUCUACCUCAUCCAUACCCAAGGACAAAAUGGGUUAGAAUUUUAUUGCAAAACAAAAGAUUUAAAGAAGAAAUGGCUAGAACAGUUUGAAAUGGCUUUGUCUAACAUAAGACCAGACUAUGCAGACUCCAAUUUCCACGACUUCAAGAUGCAUACCUUCACUCGAGUCACAUCCUGCAAAGUCUGCCAGAUGCUCCUGAGGGGAACAUUUUAUCAAGGCUAUUUAUGUUUUAAGUGUGGAGCGAGAGCACACAAAGAAUGUUUGGGAAGAGUAGACAAUUGUGGCAGAGUUAAUUCUGGUGAACAAGGGACACUCAAACUACCAGAGAAACGGACCAAUGGACUGCGAAGAACUCCUAAACAGGUGGAUCCAGGUUUACCAAAGAUGCAGGUCAUUAGGAACUAUUCUGGAACACCACCCCCAGCUCUGCAUGAAGGACCCCCUUUACAGCUCCAGGCCGGGGAUACCGUUGAACUUCUGAAAGGAGAUGCACACAGUCUGUUUUGGCAGGGCAGAAAUUUAGCAUCUGGAGAGGUUGGAUUUUUUCCAAGUGAUGCAGUCAAGCCUUGCCCAUGUGUGCCCAAACCAGUAGAUUAUUCUUGCCAACCCUGGUAUGCUGGAGCAAUGGAAAGAUUGCAAGCAGAGACCGAACUUAUUAAUAGGGUAAAUAGUACUUACCUUGUGAGGCACAGGACCAAAGAGUCAGGAGAAUAUGCAAUUAGCAUUAAGUACAAUAAUGAAGCAAAGCACAUCAAGAUUUUAACAAGAGAUGGCUUUUUUCACAUUGCAGAAAAUAGAAAAUUUAAAAGUUUAAUGGAACUUGUGGAGUACUACAAGCAUCAUUCUCUCAAGGAAGGGUUCAGAACCUUAGAUACAACUCUGCAGUUUCCAUACAAGGAGCCAGAACAUUCAGCUGGACAGAGGGGUAAUAGAGCAGGCAACAGCUAAUGAGCUGUGUGCUACAACUAAUCACAAAAGAUUAGCAUGCAAACAAAAGCAUGUUAUGGUUGGACUGUGAGUCUAAGUCGAAAACCUUUUCUCUCAUCGUUUAAUGUUACAUAAUCUUCCUGGAGAUAGAGCAUGUAACAAAAAAAUUGAAAAAUGUCAUCAAGAAGGUGUGAUUUUAUUUUCUUAAUCUGAUAUCACUUUAUUUUUUUUAAAUAAGUGUUUUGGGGAAGAAGUGAAUACAAUUUCAUUACUCUUAGAAUCUUUAGCCUAAGCAACACUGGGAUAUCUAGAGGUAUUUGAAAACAGAAUUUGCGUCGGUUUAAUAUAACUUUAUAUUUUUCCUUGAAAGCAGAAACUGAAAGGGGAACAGGUAAUGCUCUGGGUUUCAACAACAUCAGUGAAGUUUUAUACAUUUCAAUUCAAGUAAACAAACAAUCUGUCACAUCAACUGACAUAUUUUUUAUUUAAGUAACUUAAUAUAUGUUUUCCUCACAGUGAUCAAUGAUGUAUGCCUAAGCUCGUGCAAUGAAAGUAGAGCGAACUUUAUGUUAAAACUUUAAACACCUAUUAGAUUUUAUGGUGUUAUUUUUUAGCCCAAGAUUACCUGAUUAUUUUAGAUUCUCAAAUAGGCAUAAUUUUUGCUCAUUCAAAAAUGGAAGUUUUCUCCAAAAAAACAAUUUUCCUACCAAUAUCUUAAAACUCUGUUGAAGCUAUGACAUUUCCCCCAGCAUGAAACAUGUAAUUUUCGAAGCUCUGUUUCUUUGCCUUCCCAGCAGCAAGAGAUAAUAAAAGUUGCCAGGGAGGUCAGUUAGAUGAAAAAUCCUGUUUGAGUUGUUCACUUAGCUCUAGAGAGCCUAGGAGGGAGAAGUGGGGCAGACAGGGAGAACAGAUGUCCCAUAUUAGGUAGGAAGGUCACUAACCCUCAUAUUUCACUCUGUGGUUCACUCCCAGCCAAUUCCUUAGUGUUUAGUACAUGGAGGUACUCAGAGAAUGUAGCCCGGCAAUGAAUGAAGUUGUCUAACUUAAAAUUAUGUCUCAUGUUUAAUGAAGUAUUUAAUGCUCAACUUGUUUGACAACUAAGAAGGGAAUUACAGGACUUUUUCUUAAAAAAAAGCAUAGCCAGUAGAAUGUCUUUGAAUAUCCAUGCUAGCCCCAGAUAAAUUUUUCAGCAAAUAAACUCAUGAGUUCAAACUUCCCUAUCCAGUCUUUUUAAGAGAUUCUGACAACUUGAAUCAAGCCACUAAAACUUUUUUUUUGUAAUUGUGAAGGGAAAGCAAACAAUUCAUUGAAAAUUUUAUAUUUGUUAUCGUUUGGUUUUGUUCAUCAAUUAUUCAUUCAUUCGUUAAACAGAUAUAUAUUAAACACCUAACACAUACAAGGCACUGUUCUGGUUCUGGGAUAUAGCAAUUAAGAAGACAAAGUUCCUGCCUUUAUGGAGUUUACAUUUCAAUGGGGAAACUCAGGCAAGUCUGGUUUGGAGGAGUUUCAUAUUUUUAUAUAGAGUGGUCAGGUAAGAUCUCCCUCGUAAAGCAACUCAAAAGGAGAGAAGGGGUGUAGGUUGGUAAUGAUUGCACAGUGGUUAACACUCCAAGAUUAGUCAUUCGUUACUGCAAAGAAGGAUUACAAUCUUAGAUCAAAUUUGUGAUACCAUUCCAGUGUUUUAUUUACUUUAUACUAACUUUGUAUAAAGUUAGAGGAAGACUAAGAUGGUUCUGAGGACUAAAUGAGGUGUUCUAUAUAAAGCACUUAGCAUAGUGCUCUUACAUGGUAAACAGUAAAAGUUACUGCUGACUCUACAACUUCUACUUCCUCUACUACUGCUGCUACUUCUAACUCUUAUUCUAACACAGUACUUUCCUAUAUUUCUAAGGCUUGAAUACAUUUACUAAUUAUGACUCAUAGCAAUGUACAUCUUUGCCUUUAUGAUUUUUUAAAUAUAACUUGCUUAUUUUUAUACCAAGUCUUGAUAAAAGCUCACCCUUAAAGAAAGACUGCUUCUAUUUUUAUGCAUUUUAUACAUCCCAGGAAGUGGUAAGGAGGAAAUGCUGCAUGUUUGUAUAGAAAGAUUGUGCAAGAUGUCUUCAUAUUGCUUACCUUUGGUUCAUAGCUUUAGGUAUGCUGCUAUCAUCUAAAAAUAACAUUUGCCAAGCAUUAUUACCUUGGGAUACUGGGUUGGACAGAAAUGGCAUCUCCAUUACUUCUAAAAGUCCUUGGAGGAUACAGAGCAGGCAAGGUAAAGCUUGGAACCAUUCUGUGUUCUGAGUAGAGGUUGAGAAUAGAACUUCAACUCCUGAAACCUGCUGUUUAUUAUUGUUAUUAUUUUUAAAUAAUCUAGUCACCUUGGAAAAGAAAGCCCCAGGGCACUGUAGUGGCCACUUACUUUUGGGCUACUCUAGGUUAGAAUGUUCGUAGAAUGUUUACCAAUUAUUUUUUCAAGUAUGUACAAUGUGAUAAGAUUAUGACAGGACUAUCUUAUGCAAAUUCAAAGUAACAUCUAAAAAGAUAUUGAUUAGAAUUAAGCAAGUGUCCAAAGUAUUGGGCAAGGAGCAUAACAUUUUAAAGUUAGGGGCCCAUUGUAGGCUGUCUCUCAGCCUCUCUCCCAGAGUGAUGGGAUUUUAUCUUUGUCUUUGGAAUGACUUAAGAGCAUUUCUAAGGGAGAAGAAAAGAGAGAAAGAAAAAGAACAAAGAGAGAACUCAGGCAUAGCAGGGAGCUCUUGGGCUUCCUCUAGAAACUUCAGUGACUCCAUGAAAGAUGUUCUAUGGAUCUUUGUAAAAAUCCCAUUAUUUUCCAAAAUGGUCAUCUCAAACCUGCCUUAGAUUGCUUUAGGUUUACCUGUAGGGCUUGUAUAUUUGAAGGGCAUUAAAUUGACUUUUGCAUUUCUUGCUCUACAAUGAACACAUAAUUAUUUUGAGGUCUGCCAGAGUAGCUGUCUGACCUUAGGCGAGUCACUUAGCCUGUCUGGACCUUAGCUUUCUCAUCUGAUGAAUGAGGAAUGAAAUUAGAGAUUUUAUAAUGUUCUUUUAAAAAUAGCAUCUUAGGUUUUUUCCUUUGUUUGCAUGAGAGAAGCAGGUAAGGUAAUGUUAACAGAUUGGUGCAUUAGGAAAAGUUGUAUGUUUAGCUAUUUUGUGACCCAUAAGCAGACCUUAAAUAUUUUGCCAAGUUUUUAUUUGUAGAGAAUUAGUUGGGCCACAGAGUAGAGUUGGGUAAUUUUUUUAAAUGGCUAUCACUAUAUUUAUAUAAUAUCCAAGUAUCUUCUGUAAGAACUUAUUAAUUACAAAAGGGUAAUAGUAAUAACCAAGUGAUUGAAGUUAACAUCCCUAAUAAUGGGACAAAUAAAUAUCAUGUACCUCCUAAUAUAAUGCUCCAAGCAGGACAAACCAACACUUUGGUGGUAUUAUUGUCCCCAAAAAGCAUAAGUGGAAUCUAAUCAUGAGGAAACAUCAGACAAUCCCAAACUAAAAGACAUUCUGCAAAAUAAUUGGUCUAUACUCUAAAACCUUCAGUGUCAUUAAAGAAAAAGUCUGAGGAACUGUUUCAGAUUAAAGGAGACCAAGAGAUGUGACAACUACAUAUAACAUGUGGUCUUGGAUUGAAUCCUAGAACAGGGGUUGGGAAGAUACAUACACACACACACACACACACACGUAUGUAUAUAUAUGUGUGUGUGUAUAGUAACAUAUUUUGUAUAUGUUAUAAAAUAUGUGUGUAUAUAUGUUGCUAUAAAAGAUGUGAUACAAUUGGCAAAUUUUGAAUAAAUUCUCUUGAUUAAAAAAUAGUACCGCAUCAAUGCAAUUUUCUGCUUUUGAUAAUUGUACUGUGGUUAUAUAAGAGAAGAGAAUACCUUUGUUUUUCAGGAACGUGUGCUGAGUAUUUAGCAAUAAGGGGCAUUAUGUCUGCAAUUUAUUCUCAAGUGGCUCAGGAAAAAUACAUAGAUUGAUAAAGCAAACAUCAUAAAAUGUUAACAUUUGGGGAGUCUGAAUGAAAAAUAUGUGGGAAUUCCUUUUGCUCUCCUUGCUACUUUAAGUCUGAAAUAUUUCAGAAUAGAAGUUUUCAGUUGUGGAGAUGAUCCCAUUUGCUGGCUAUAUCUGAAGAAUUGGGAGGUAGUGACAGUGUCCUUCUUUUGCCUGCUUCAGACAUAGAAGCGUCUGGUCCAUUGAUUUCAGGACGUGUGGAACACUAGCAUGUACUGAACAGAUCAUAUUUGAAGCCAUCCGUUCCUUACCUGUGACCUCAUUGGAUUUGCUUCAUUCAUUCAUUCAUUCAUUUAUUCAUUCAUUCAUUCAUUCAUCCCUUUAUCCUGAAAAUAUUUUCAGUACUUAGUAUGUGCUAGGCCUUGUGCUAGAUACUUGAAUUAUAAUAGUGAAUAAGAUACACAAUCUGGUGAACAAGAACAGACAAAAACAAACACCUUCAAUAAUCACAAAUUUUGAUAAUCCUUAUGAAGCUGAAGCAUAAGUGCAAGGAAAUGGGAGCAGGGCCAUUUAGCCUUCAGGGUCAGAGAAGGGCUUUUUGAAGAAGUGACAGUCAGGCUAAACUUAAAGGAUCUACAAGAGCUGACAGGGUGUGGGGUGGUGGCCAAUAGGGAACCUGCAUAGCAAAGAGGUCGUUUGUGUGAAGGUUCAUAAGCAUUAGAGAACUUCAUAUUUUUAAGGAACUGAAAAAGGACCAAUGUGUUGUGAGUAUAGUAAGUGGAUUCUGAUAUUUGCACUAGGAAAGUAUUGAAGUUUUACAGACAGAAAAUGGCAUGAACUAAUUUACAUUGUCUUAAAAGACCACUGACUGUUCCUGAGGAGUGGCCUAGAGGGAGGCAUGCACAGAGGGAAGAUGAGUUAGGAGGCUAUUGCAGAUGUCCGUGAGAGGGAUAAGCAUGCUUUGAACAUGAGUUGCAUAGUGACAGCAGAGAAGGAUAGUGGCAGGUUUGCGUAUAUCUUAGAGGUUGAGUUGAUUGGAUAAAGGAUUUGAAAUCAAAUUAGUACAAGUAUGGUACAUAAGUAUUUGCUUUGGACAACUGGCAAGUGAUAAAACCAUUAACAAUCCAGGAAACAGAAGAGAUAGAACAGAUUUAAGAGAAAAGAGAAUAUAUUCAGUUUUGCACAGUGUUUAGGUACCUGCGGAUAUUCAAUGGUUCAGGAUGCAGCUGGCACUGAGGAGAGUGGUCUGGAUUGAAGGUAGAAUUUUAUGAAUCAUUAAUACUCCAUUUCAUAGUUCACAUAGAAUAUAGUGAUGUGAGAAUUAUAGGCAUUUGUAUAUAGGCUUAAUUUCUUCUGGUGCAUUGUUUGCUGGAGCCCUAGAAGCCAGGACCCUUUGCUUGUCAUUCUCAAUUGUACUUUUGCACAUGCCUUGCAUGAAAUAGCCUCAGAAGGGGCUAAAUAAGAGAAGUCAGAGUCUAAGGUUCACAGGAGACACAGCAGAUAUUAGAGUGCUAAGUUGAAACUGGAAAAGCAUGGGAAUAUGGGUGAGUUUGAAAACAAAGUGUAGAUCAGCAUGUUCCUUUCAGUGUGGUGACAAAUAGUGUAGCAAUUCUUCAAAGAUUGACAAAGGCUACUUUUGUCAUUGGAGCCAUAAGUUUGACCUUGCAGGAAGAAGUAGAAGCCAGAACAGAGCCUAGGCUGUCUCUCCCUGGGUGUGGUCUCUUUCCUGUCACCCACUGUCCCCAUUAUUCUAUUCACCAUCCAACAACAUGCUUAUCCUUCAUUUUUAGUCAGUAUUUUGGGUAGAAACAGAAACUUGGAUAAUUUGUGUCGUAUUUAUUUAACUCAGUAGAACAUAAAGUAGCAUUCUUAUUCCUGAUAAUUCCUUAAACAUCCUAAUAAUUCCUUAACUACUAUUUAUUAGUUAUAUUACAAUAGAAUAGAGACAAUAUUUAUUAUCUCCUUCGUACAGGUUCCUAACCAUCCACUUAACUUAGUUUCUCCCUUGCCCUUUUAAUUCAGCAUUCCCAUAUUCACCUGCCUUUAUUUUCUGAUUUUAUUGUAUCCUCAGUUUUUUUGUCAUCUUUUCCUCGGUCAUUUUGCAAUUGGGUUUGAUAUGAUCUAAUUUUAUUCUGGUAAUUUAAAUAUUUGUUUUAAUCUCAUUAUAUUGGUUUCCUAGUACUGCUAUAAAAUUAUCACGAACCAAGUGGCUUAAAACAACAGAAGUUUACUCUCUCACCCUUCUGGAGGCCAGAAGUUGAAAACCAAAGUGUUAGCAGGGCUAAUUCUUCCUGGAGGCUCUGAGGGAGAAUCCCUCCCAUGCCCCUCUCCCAGUUUCUACUGGCAAUCCUUGGCAUGGCUUGGUUUAUAGAUGCACCGCUCCAGUCUCUGCUGGUCUUCACGUCACCUUCUGUGUGUAUCAUUGUCCCUUCUUUUCUCUUAUGGACACCUGUCAUUGGAUUUAGGGCCCACCCAAAUACAGCUUGAUCUCAUUAUGAGAUCCUUAACUGAAUUACAUCUGCAAAGACCCCUGUUUCAAAUAAAGUCACAUUCACAGGUUCACAGGUCCUGGGUGGGCAUAUCUUUUUGAAGGGCCACCAUUCGACCCACUGCAGUUCCACUGUAUUAAUUUUAAACUUUUCUCUAAAAUUUUCCAUCCUUAUUCUAAUUUUUCUUUUUGUCAUUUUGUAACUUGGAGUUAUAAGAGGACUUUACAUUAUUACAGCAGUCAGGCAGUCAGUGAAUGAGAUUUAUACAAGAAAAACACUACUUUAAUACAAAAAAAAAGUGUUUUCAAUGAAUUGUAUUGCCUUUCCAUGGUGAAAUGCCUUAUCUUUCUGAGAGACUGCACUUCUAGCCAAUGCAGGCUCCUAAACAAUACUUGAAUGACCAUUUGUCUGAAACAUUGUAUUAAAUAUUUUAUAUGGAAUAAGAGAACCUAAGAAUUCUGAAAUUCAAUAAUUUGAUGAUUAACAGGACACUCUUACUUUUCAAACCCCUUUUACAAAUAUCAGAUCAAUAUCUCCAAUGGAGUAUUCCAGGAAUCUCUAGCCCUGUGAGAAGUACCAUGAAAAGAUUUCUUUUGUCAAACAGAUAUAUAAGAAAUGCUGCUAGUAUGAUGUAUUCCCUUCUAGGAAAGUGACAGUUUAUCUAGAGUUUUCCCCAGUUUAUUUCAUCAUGCAACACUGUCUCAUAGUGUUUAAUGCUCAUGUUAGGAGGCUUAAAAGAGUUAGUAGGUGUGAAAUACUGAGAAUAGCAUCUCACAUGUGGGAAGUGCUAUGUGUUUUGCUCCUGCUAUUACUACUGCUGCUCCUGCUACCACUUCCAAUACUGGUACCCAGUGUGAAGUGUUACAUUAGCCUCAUUUGACAAUUUUAAGUAUAUUUAUAAAGUCCUUCUCCUUUUCCCUGAUACUUUGGUUUCCUACUUCUAUUUCCUGGAUACACACUAUUCCGGUAUACACACUAUUCUAUGGACUAAGUUAGUUAUAACAUAUUGCUGACAUUUUUAUAUUCUUCUCUCUUCAUUUAUGAUGUCCACAUAAUUUACAGUUCUUGAACAACUGAUCAACUGCAAUUGCACAUCUUCAUUAGUAAGUGAUGCUGGGCUUCCCUUUUUUAUUUAGUUACUUCAGGAUCUUUACCAGCUACUCUAAAGCAUUUUUAUUCUGAGCCUGAUGGCUUUAAAAGUUAGCAACCAGUAUCCAGGAUCCCUUCAGAAUAUGGCUUGCAGGUGUAAAUUCUACAGAUUCAGAUAACCUCAUUCAGUGCUAUCUUUUAAAUGUUUCAAGGCUCAGAGCAGUACUUAUGAUCUUAGAAUUUCUCAUCUUUUAUACUGUUCAUUAAUACUUUUAUAGUGUCUCAUAUAACCUCAUGUUCUAAAUUGAAAACUGGUCUCGGCCAGGCAGAGUGGCUCAUGCCUGUAAUCCCCAGCACUUUGAGAGGCUGAAGCAGGUGGAUCAUUUGAGGUUAGGAGUUUGAAACCUGCCUGGCCAACGUGGUGAAACCCCGUCUCUACUAAGAAUACAAAAAAUUAGCCCGGUGUGGUGGCACGCAUCUGUAAUCCCAGCUACUCGGGAGGCCGAGGCAGAAGAAUUGCUUGAACCCAGGAAGUGGAGGUUGUAGUGAGCCAAGAUGGUGCCACUGCACUCCAGCAUGGGCAACAGAGGGAGACUCAAUAUAAAAAAUAACUACAUACAUAGAUACAUGCAUACAUACAUACAUACAAACAUACAUACAUAACUGGUCUCAAUGCAGUUAAUUUACCAUAGUGCUUUCAUAUAACAGCCCUGAUCCAAGAAUUUGGUUUUACUAGUCUCUUGCUUGAAAAACAAACAAAUUCAUCUAAAUGGGGAGAAAUUCCCAGUUUUUCUUCCUAAAAAUUUAACCAGGCUCCUAGUUAUGAGGAUCAAUGCUGAUAUCUCUUUUUUCCUGAUAUAUGACUGAUAUUUGAUUUUCCCUGCUGAAUCCCAAAUCUGCAUAAGGUAGCAGGUUUUAACUCUGCAGCUCUCUUGCUCUUAAUAACAUUAAUAAGCUGACUACAUAUUCGGCUAGGGUUUCCUUUCAUUAAGUUAUACUUUCAUUCAUUGCUUCGUGCAUUCAACAUUUGUUGAGCCUCUGCUUGCAUUAAAUACUAUAUCAUACUCACGUCUCAAGUGUUACAUACAAUACAGCUUAACAUCUAAACAAUAGGUAGGAAUGCCAGAGAAACUCUUCUUGUAUCUAGGCACUUCAAACUUACCAUCCCCAUUAGCCCUAAUACAAGUUUUUUUAAACGUUCUGUAACACUCCUGAGAAGUCAUCAUCAGGCUUUGCUUGAACACUCAAGGGACUUUAUGUUCAAUACCACACAAAACACCCUAUUUUCUGAACAAAUUAAGUUUUUUUCUUUUAUUGAUCUAGAAAUUUGAUGUACUAUAGCUAUUUACUGUGAUUAGUUCAAAAUAAAUAUAUAUUCUUCCUACCAAGAUAACCCCAAAUAUACUAUAAAAAUAAUGCAUUGUACAUUCAAAAUAAAUAUACUAUAUACUCUCCCUCUCAUGGUAACUUUUCAUCUGGUAUGUUCUUUCCCCUUCCCCAUGCUUCCUUCCUACCUCUUCAUUCCUUCCUUUUCUUUUUCAAAAUAAUUAAUCAAUUCCUCAUCAUGUAAAUGGUUGUCAAUUUCCCACCAUCUUCACCACCCUCUGAUAGAUGCACUCCAAUUUGUCAGACCGGGCACAAAAAUUUCAAUAUUGCCUGACUGAUUGGCUCAGAUUUUUCUUUAUUCAAAACUCAUUCUUCAACAGUUAAUUUCCACCCUUCCCUUUCUCCUUCCUCCUCAAAGGGUACAGUUCUACAUAUUUCAGUCGAAUCCAAGCACUUCUUUCCUCAUUUACUGUUUAGUUGUUGCAUCUUCACCAUUAACCUCCUCCAUAGUUCCCCACAUUCAUUCAUUCAUUAUUCAUUAAUGCAUUCAUUCAACAGAUCUUAAUUGAGAGCCUACUUCAGGGCAGGCACUGUUAAAAUACAGCAGUGAAUAGCAUGGAUAAAAUUCCCUACUCUAAUGGAGAUGCCACUUGCUAGUAGGGAAGGUAGCUAAUGGAUUUAGAAAAAUAAUUAAGUGUAUUAUGUUAGACGUUACUGAGCGCUCUGGGAAAAAAAAAAAAAAAAAACUAUGCCAAGGGAGUGGUACUCAUGAGCGCUGAGGGAUGGCUUACAAUUUUUAACUGGGCUGGUUGGGUGAUGAAAAACAAAACUAUAGUCUCAUUUUCCCUCUUUCUGGUAGCGUAGCAGAAAGCUGGUUCAUCACUUCUGAGUUAGUUCAAUGGUAGAGCAGGCUGACACCAGCCACUGGCUCUAGAAGCACUUCUUUCUAACAGGCCACUUGUGUGACCAGGGAGCUUCUGCUAUUAUAAGUUUGCAUAAAUAUCCUGUCAAUACAUAGAGCAGGAUGCUGAAACUGUAACUACAGUGUGUGUAGAGCAUUUGUGCCUCACCUCAGCAGUAGGACAAUGGGAGUUUGGGAGAUUGCAUGCACGCUACCUACUUCUCUGAUUGUGUGUUGUUCCCACAAUAAGCUCUGUUUCUGUCACCAUCACAUGGCACUAGUGGUGUGGAUCCAUGACUUUUAUAGGACAUCACAGCAGGUUUCAUUGUGAAGGUUGCAUUUGAAUCAAGACUCUCAAGGAGGUGAAAGAGAGAACUGUCAGUGCUAAGGGAGGGGUAUGUCUGACUGGGCAAUGUGGCCAGAGCAGAAGGACCAAGAGGAAGAGUAGCUGGAGAUGAGGUUCAAGGGGUAAGUGAGGCCAGAUCACUUAAGGCCCUAAAGGACUUUAGCUUUUACCCUUGAAGAAACAGGAAACCAUUGGAGGGAUGUGGGCAAAGGAGAAACAUGGUCUGUCUUUAAAGUUUUAAUAGGAUUAUUCUAGUUUCUGUAUUAUAAUAAAAAAAACCAUGAAAAUAGAUGACAGAGUAGGCACAGGAAGACCAGUUAGGCCCAUACAGCAAUCAAGGUAAGAGAUGAUAGUGGCCUGGAACAGCACGUAGCCAUAUAGGUGACUAUAUUUAUAUUUUGAGGGUGAUCCAAAAGGAUAUUAUGACACAUCAGAUGUGAUGUAUAAUAGUAAUAGAAGACUUAAGAAUAAUUCUAAGGUUUUUGCUCUGAGCAACUGGGAGUUUGGAAGGUUUUGUUUUGUGUUGAGGGCUCCAAUAGAGCCUAAAGUCUAAUCAUAGCAUUCUCAAUCCAAAAUCAAUCAUUUCCAUAUCUCUACAUAAUUUCUGUCUGUGUCUAUCUCUUCACUAAUUUCUAAGCUCCUGUGAUGUCAGAGGCUGUACCUAUUCAUUAUAUCUCCUAUGAUAUCUUAGCAGUCUUUGGCACAUUAGCAAUAUAAUACAUGUCUGCCAAAUAUUUUUUAAAUAUAGAUUUAGAAUUAACAUCUUGAUAAGCCAUAUGCAUAUAAAUAAUCUGAAAUCCCUAGGCAGUUUUCCAUAGCAAUAAGAAAGACCUUAUACUUAGUUUGUUUUCUUGUUAAUGGCUUUAUAUGUUUAUACUCUGUAGCAUUGAAUACUAAGUAGUAGUUUAUUUUUUACAAUAAUCCUAGACAUAAGUUUUCCUUGUUACAGCUUUGGACUUUGGGUUAACAGAAAUUUGUCUACUUACCAGAUGUCAGCAUUCAAUUAAAUGAAAUUAAUCUAAAUUAUUCCUAGUUUUUUUUCAGUGACAAUAUAUAAAAUAUACAAUAAGCUUUUUUCUUGUAAAUUUGUUUGAGUUCAUUGUAGAUUCUGGAUAUUAGCCCUUUGUCAGAUGAGUAGGUUGUGAAAAUUUUCUCCCAUUUUGUGGGUUGCCUGUUCACUCUGAUGGUAGUUUCUUUUGCCGUGCAGAAGCUCUUUAGUUUAAUUAGGUCCCAUUUGUCAAUUUUGGCUUUUGUUGCCAUUGCUUUGGUGUUUUAGACAUGAAGUCCUUGCCCAUGCCUAUGUCCUGAAUGGUAAUGCCUAGGUUUUCUUCUAGGGCUUUUAUGGUUUUAGGUCUAAUGUUUAAGUCUUUAAUCCAUCUUGAAUUGAUUCUUGUAUAAGGUGUAAGGAAGGGAUCCAGUUUCAGCUUUCUACAUAUGGCUAGCCAGUUUUCCCAGCACCAUUUAUUAAAUAGGGAAUCCUUUCCCCAUUGCUUGUUUUUUGUCAGGUUUGUCAAAGAUCAGAUAGUUGUAGAUAUGCGGUGUUAUUUCUGAGGGCUCUGUUCUGUUCCUUUGAUCUAUAUCUCUGUUUUGGUACCAGUACCAUGCUGUUUUGGUUACUGUAGCCUUGUAGUAUAGUUUGAAGUCAGGUAGCAUGAUGCCUCCAGCUUUGUUCUUUUGGCUUAGGAUUGACUUGGCGAUGCGGGCUCUUUUUUGGUUCCAUAUGAACUUUAAAGUAGUUUUUUCCAAUUCUGUGAAGAAAGUCAUUGGUAGCUUGAUGGGGAUGGCAUUUGAAUCUAUAAAUUACCUUGGGCAGUAUGGCCAUUUUCGCGAUAUUGAUUCUUCCUACCCAUGAACAUGGAAUGUUCUUCCAUUUGUUUGUAUCCUCUUUUAUUUCAUUGAGCAGUGGUUUGUAGUUCUCCUUGAAGAGGUCCUUCACAUCCCUUGUAAGUUGGAUUCCUAGGUAUUUUAUUCUCUUUGAAGCAAUUGUGAAUGGGAGUUCACUCAUGAUUUGGCUCUCUGUCUGUUAUUGGUAUAUAAGAAUGCUUGUGAUUUUUGUACAUUGAUUUUGUAUCCUGAGACUUUGCUGAAGUUGCUUAUCAGCUUAAGGAGAUUUUGGGCUGAGACAGUGGGGUUUUCUAGAUAUACAAUCAUGUCAUCUGCAAACAGGGACAAUUUGACUUCCUCUUUUCCUAACUGAAUACCCUUUAUUUCCUUCUCCUGCCUAAUUGCCCUGGCCAGAACUUCCAACACUAUGUUGAAUAGGAGUGGUGAGAGAGGGCAUCCUUGUCUUGUGCCAGUUUGCAAAGGGAAUGCUUCCAGUUUUUUCGCAUUCAGUAUGAUCUUGGCUGUGGGUUUGUCACAGAUAGCUCUUACUCAAACAACCCCAUCAAAAAGUGGGCAAAGGACAUGAACAGACACUUCUCAAAAGAAGACAUUUAUGCAGCCAAAAAACACAUGAAAAAAUGCUCACCAUCACUGGCCAUCAGAGAAAUGCAAAUCAAAACCACAGUGAGAUACCAUCUCACACCAGUUAGAAUGGGAAUCAUUAAAAAGUCAGGAAACACCAGGUGCUGGAGAGGAUGUGGAGAAAUAGGAACACUUUUACGCUGUUGGUGGGACUGUAAACUAGUUCAACCAUUGUGGAAGUCAGUGUGGCAAUUCCUCAGGGAUCUAGAACUAGAAAUACCAUUUGACCCAGCCAUCCCAUUACUGGGUAUAUACCCAAAGGACUAUAAAUCAUGCUGCUAUAAAGACACAUGCACACGUAUGUUUAUUGCAUCACUAUUCACAAUAGCAAAGACUUGGAACCAACCCAAAUGUCCAACAAUGAUAGACUGGAUUAAGAAAAUGUGGCAGAUAUUCACCAUGGAAUACUAUGCAGCCAUAAAAAAUGAUGAGUUCAUGUCCUUUGUAGGGACAUGGAUGAAAUUGGAAAUCAUCAUUCUCAGUAAACUAUCGCGAGAACAAAAAACCAAACACCACAUAUUCUCACUCAUAGGUGGGAAUCGAACAAUGAGAACACAUGGACACAGGAAGGGGAACAUCACACCCUGGGGACUGUUGUGGGGUGGGGGGAGGGGGGAGGGAUAGCAUUGGGAGAUAUACCUAAUGCUAGAUGACGAGUUAGUGGGUGCAGCGCACCAGCGUGGCACAUGUAUACAUAUGUAACUAACCUGCACAUUGUGCACACGUACCCUAAAACUUAAAGUAUAAUAAUAAAAAAUAUAUAUAUACAAUAAGCAGUAAACAAUAGGGUUUUAGGUCAUUUUGUUUGGGAGAGAUUGGGGAGCAGAUAGUUGAUACUCUGUCUAUGAAUUUUGCAGGGCAUCUAAAACGAUAUGCCUGAGUUCUAAAAUAAAACCAGGGUAAGGAUCACAAAUUUAAAUUAAGCAUUCAUUAAAUUCUCAGCAUGUUCUCUGGUGUUAGGCCAUCUGUAGACAAUCUUGGCAAAACGAACCUCCUAGACUGCUCAUCAAAGCAUCCCACUUAGGAGUACAGUUCUUCAGCAAAACAUCUAGGGCCACUGCUGGGCAGCAAACGCAAGUGAUCAGUGUUGACAGUACCAUUGACCCAAUCUUCUCAUAUUCUUACUAACAACUUUUUGUUACCUGAGUGAGAACACAUGUGCUUGUUACAACUAAAAACUGAGUGUUAAGGAAUGUCUGUCCCAGAGAAUACUUAGCAAGCAACUUAGGGUAAUGUUCUCUGAUACAUGUAAAGGAUAAUUAUUAGUUCAAAAAUACUUAGGAUUUGAUAACUAGUACCUGAACGAAGAGUGUCGAUUAGGUUGGUUUCCAAUGUGUAAAAAUUUCAAAUAUUACUGAAAACUGAGUAAAUUUUCAUCUGCUCAUGAACAUUAAUAGCACGAUCAAGGCAGAACAUAAUACUUUAAAACAAUCCUUAGCCUUGGCAACAAAAGUAUAGGCAUCAAAUAUCCAGUCACUAGUACUUUUUUAUCCUACCAUAAACACUGUGUUCUUUUUCUUUUUAAUUGGCAUUCUUCUGUGUUUUGUGGUGUUAUCUUCUCAGUCAGGUCUCAGAACUGAAUAAUAACCACUAAUGAUUUGCCAGUCAGUUAUUAUGGCUAUGCUGAUAACUUCUAUUCCAAGUUUAUUUAUUUAACAGAUAACUUCUAUUUAUAUUAGGUAAUGUUAGUACUUCAGGUUUUGCUUAACUUGGAAAACUUGAUAAAUAAUAUUUGACUGUGCUCUUAAUAGUUCCUAAUUGGAAACUUUAAGUCACUAAAUUAUGAGCCACUGAGUCAUUUGCUAAUAAUGCCCCAUGUAUGUUAGCUCAGUUGAGAGCCAGGUGUCAUACACAUGCAAAAUAACCAGAUACCUACCUAAGUGUGAUGGUCUCUCUAAGCAAGGUGGCCUCCCUUGCCUAUGCUAAUAUGGAGUUGAAAGUGUUUGUAAAAGGGGGAAAGUUAUGCCGUUAAACGAAGCAUCCAGUUUGCAAAUGAUUACCUAUUGAAAAAGGUCGCAGUAUUGGUGUAAUAUUAUCUAAGUGGAUGCUAAUAUGCAUAAAAGAGUUCUCUUUCAAGAAGCUUCCAGAACAACAUGAUGCAGGUAGGUUGUCUAUAAUGUUAGGCAGUGAAUGAAGAGUCCGGGAGAUGAUAACCACCUCAACGUUCCCAUUUAAAUGUCACUGUUACUGGGCCCUUUUUAAUUCUAUUCCAGGACGUGUACCUACCAAUAAUUUUUACUUUAGAAGUUUCUUGGUGUGGUAGGAGGAGUUUGAUGAUGAAACCAUGCAUCCAUAUAUAUAGAAACAAGUGGAUAUAUUAUCAGUAUGGAUGGAAAUAUAUUUUACAGGUUAAAUCAUUCUAAAAAUAUUUUUAUCAAAUACCUUAUUCUGAUAUUGCUUACAUCUGGGUUUAAAUCCAUACUUUCCUGGAGAAACAUGUUAUCUUUUACUCUUGUCUCAGUAGGUGCCAGGCAUUCAAAUGCUGUUUUUCCAGCUCAAAGGAAUUAAGGACCCAAAGGCAUUUACCAUUGAUAUAUAGGAAGAGUGGCAACAAUAAGUCACGCUACAGUGUGUAGAAAAGUAGAAAGCAUCCCUACCAAUCCUUAAAAUGUUUGGCUGAGAGCUAUACACUGGGUGGCAGGAGAAACUGAUUAACCUUUUACUCCUAAGAAGAUUCCUCAGGCAUAGAGUAUGGUUAAUGCCGUGAGACAUACAGUAUUUAAUAGGUGUUCAGCAUCUCAGAAAAAAAAAAUAAUAGUUAUUUUAGGAAUAUCACUGAUAGAUGGUGGUGCUCAGGAAGCCUGCGGAAUAGAACCCGAAUAUAUUUCGCUUUCUUUGCUUGGUGUUUUGCUGGCCUUUGUUGGAAGUCUUAUGGAGCAGUUUAAGUGAGCAGAAGAUGAGCUAAAGGAAUGGAAGGAGGAGACAUAAGGAACUUGCAGAAUUAAAUACCCUGCCGAGAUACUUGUCCAUUCAGCAGCUUCAGUUGCUUAGCACUGGACCUGAUCCUGUGGAGGAUGCAGAAGCAAUAUUAGAACUGGCCCCUGCCCUCCAGAAUCGCUGUCUAAUUGGGGAUACAACACAGAACGUACAGUAAUUAAAUAUCAGAGCCAUGAAGUGCCAUGAUGCAAUGCCUACCAGAGGGCUAGGAAAGGUCAAAGAAGGGGCCAGAGUGUUGUCUGGAUUGUCAGGGAAGGCUCCUGGGAGGGGUCUGGGCUGGACUUUUGAGACAGGGAAGUUAAGGUCAGCAGAGGUCGGGGAAGGAGCAGCAUUCCAGAAUGAGCAGAUAUUUGGAGUUGGAAAUGUAGCUGAGGGCCUCAGGAGGUAGUAGGAAGCUGGUCUGGGUAAAGAGAACACAUGUGGAAAUGGAUGCAGAUUUCAUUAGAGAGACAAGAGUGGCCAGAUUAUGAAUUGUCAUGGAAUUCAGGCCAAGGGUUUGGAUUUCAUAAUUUAGCAAAUAGCAUGAUAGACUUUACAUCAAAGGUGAGCUGCUGUGAGGCAGUAUUUAGAACAGAAGAGAAAGAAAGCCAGAAGCAAGAAGACCAUUUGGCUGGCAGUUUUCUGAGAGUAGGAAUGAUAUAGAUACCUGAAUUGGGAUGGUGCAGCUGAGAAUUACUGAACGAUUAACUUCAUAUUGCAGAGAAAGAAAGCACUUUACUUAGAAAGGCGACAAGGAGGGCUGAACGGUGUACUAACUUUGCAAGGCUAGUUCACAGAGAGAACAGGAGAGUUCUUGCAGGGGGGAAACAUGGGACUUUGAGCUAGAUUACAGGGAAUAAGUUGAGGAAUUUGGUUUCAGACACAUUAAAUCAGACAUAAAAGCUAGUCUUCAUAGCAGUGUCAUGAAAACAUUUGAAGCCAUAGUCUGAAAUUCAGGUGAGAAGCCAAACCAUAUCGAAGAAUCUCCUGCAUUCAUAAGGGAAAAACAUUAGUUUAAGUGAAGACAGCAGCGGGGCCAAAGCCUAACUGUGAGGGCUAACUACUGUUUGGGUGGAAUUAUAAUAUUUUAGAUAAGAUUUAAGAGGAUUCUAAUUCUAGCUACUUGAUAGGAAUGCGAAUGAUGAUAAGGCUUUUAGAGUUAGAUAAGAGAGAGGGCUAGCACCCUGAUAUUCUGUAAUUGAAACAGAGUUUCAAGUCCUUUGGUCAAGUAUUACCCUUAUUCCUUCAGGAAUAGUAGAUAUUUUAAGAUUACAGAUAGGUUAUCUUAUCUAAUUUACCUACCUAUUGUUGAAAUUAUUUAAUUUGCAUUUAACUGUGUUUUCACUGGCUUAUCAUUUCUCUCUUCUAGAGCUAACUUAUCUCUUGUUAUAUUCCAGACUCUUGGUGUAAAUUACCUUCAUUGAAAAUUUUGGAGAAAUAUAGUGUUUUAUUUCUUUAUGGAUAAAAUAGUCCCAGAGAGAGAGACACAAGGAUGGACACUUAGAAAACAGUCCCAGCUACUCGGGAGGCUGAGGCAGGAGAAUGGCGUGAACCCGGGAGGCGGAGCUUGCAGUGAGCCGAGAUCGUGUAACUGCACUCCAAACUGGGCAACAGAGCGAAACUCCGUCUCAAAAAAAAGAAAGAAAGAAAACAGUCCAAGGAGAGAAUUCUAAUGCCUGACAGAAGUAAUGUUUAGAAUGAGGGCUUCUAACUGAAGUUUUCACAGACAUAGGAUAGAAAUCUUAGCACCAGAUUUUCUGCCAAUAAUAGAGUUAGAUGUGUGUCAUUUGCUCAUUAAAAUGGAGGUGGCAUCCUGUCCUCUAAAAUUAUAUCAUGAUCUCAAGAAAAUGAAAAUGUACCAUUUCUACUGCAUGGCUGAAAAUGAUUUGGGCUGAUUAUAAAAAUUAGUUGUAAUGGCAUGUAUCAGUAUACUUAAAAAUAAAAAAUGUACUGCAGAAUGUG
Homo sapiens (human) is the source of this 20070-nucleotide messenger RNA. It is a transcript of the gene VAV3, whose product is annotated as vav guanine nucleotide exchange factor 3. Gene Ontology annotation, molecular function: guanyl-nucleotide exchange factor activity; epidermal growth factor receptor binding. Bases 312 to 2663 code for a protein of 783 amino acids. NCBI's taxonomy places the organism in Eukaryota, Metazoa, Chordata, Mammalia, Primates, Hominidae. The transcript is spliced from 26 exons. The record is from RefSeq and is a predicted model, not a curated record. Gene Ontology annotation, biological process: intracellular signal transduction; Fc-gamma receptor signaling pathway involved in phagocytosis; platelet activation. Gene Ontology annotation, cellular component: cytoplasm; cytosol; plasma membrane.